Molecule: messenger RNA, 3306 nt
Organism: Crotalus tigris (Tiger rattlesnake)
Lineage: Eukaryota; Metazoa; Chordata; Lepidosauria; Squamata; Viperidae
Gene: VTI1A
Product: vesicle transport through interaction with t-SNAREs 1A
Exons: 9
Coding region: 154-738 (194 amino acids)
Biological process (GO): intracellular protein transport; intra-Golgi vesicle-mediated transport; Golgi to vacuole transport
Cellular component (GO): SNARE complex; late endosome membrane; ER to Golgi transport vesicle membrane
Molecular function (GO): SNARE binding; SNAP receptor activity
Source: RefSeq, a predicted model, not a curated record
GUGACAGGAGGAGCGUUUAGCGGCUGAGUUGAGAGUUUGGUGUUUCGGCGGCUUGAGAAAGGCGAGGAUUUCUUCCUUUGCUUCCGUUUACGGCGGCAGUUUGGCUGCUUGGACCUUUAGGUCUUGUCUUGUCUUCUGGUUGCUGCCGCCAUCAUGUCCUCUGAUUUCGAGGGCUACGAGCAAGACUUUUCGGUUCUUACCGCUGAGAUCACGAACCGCAUCGGAAAAGUCCCCAAGUUGGUAGGAGAUGAGAAGAGACAGUUGGUUUCAAAUGUGGAAAAGCAGCUGGAAGAAGCAAGGGAGUUGUUGGAACAAAUGGAACUUGAAGUGCGUGAAAUCCCUCCACAGAGCCGAGCCAUGUACAGCAGUAGAAUGAAGAGCUACAAGCAAGAAAUGGAAAAACUUGACACAGAUUUUAAAAGGUCACGGAUUGCCUACAGUGACGAGGUGCGGAAUGAGCUCCUAGGGGACGAUGGGAAUUCCUCAGAGAUCCAGUUGAUAAAAUUACGUGAAGAGAGGGCACAUCUGCUCGAUAACACAGAGAGGCUGGAAAGGUCAUCUCGGAGACUAGAGGCUGGAUACCAAAUAGCAGUGGAAACUGAACAAAUUGGUCAGGACAUAUUAGAAAAUCUCAGUCAGGAUAGAGAAAAGAUCCAGCGUUCUCGAGACAGACUUAGAGAAACUGAUGCAAACUUGGGAAAGAGUUCAAGAAUCCUUACAGGAAUGUUACGAAGGUAAGAGCAAGAAUCAUCCAGAACCGGAUUUUGCUUGUUAUCUUGGCUGUCAUCAUCAUUUUUGCAGUCCUGAUGGUUAUUUUUUUUUCUAUCAGGGGACAUUGAUAUCUUUGUUCUUUGCUAACCAGCAGCAAACAGCUUCAGAAUCAUGAAGACAAAGUGGUCACAUGAAUCAUUCUCUUGCACUGAAAUGGCUCUCCUUCUCAAAGCCCACAGUCUAUCUCUGGUGCAAAUAGCAGAAGUGUAUGUGUCAUUAUUGGCUGCAUGUUGAUUAAAUAAUUGUCUUUGGUUUAGCAAUAUUUCAUAAUAGGAAUUUCCAUAUUUAGCAUAUGGAAUGGCAAACAUAAUUAUCAGCUAUAAAGACUGCCGUCAUAAUUACUGAACUAAAUUUAAGGUUUAAGGGCAAAUAAUUUACACUGGUAAUGACAACAAUUGACACCCACGAUUUGUACUGAAUUGGUAUUUAAAUCUUUAUCAGAAUCUCCUUUUAUAAUCCUGGAAAUAGAGGCAAAUAAAUAAAUCCAUAUCCAUCCCUUGUCACUUUCCUAACUCUCUAAUAUAUCUCUAAAAGCAAAGAAGCAGUUUCUAAUAAAUAUACCACUUUUUUUGAAAGUACAAUUUAAUGUCCACUGUGAACUUAAUAUUUCAAGGUUUAUCAGUUUUCUUACCUUGGAUUUUCAUCUGCCCCGUGUUCUGAAUUGUCAGCUAAGUUUAUUUUGUAAGUUUUUCCUAUCACCAUGACAUUACACAUUUAGUUUUGCUUUGUACUAUUGUUAUUUUAAUGUGUAUGGAAUUCAAAUCAAGAACAUACUGUUUAAUAUGUUUAGGAGAUCACUCCAUGUCAUUUCUGGAUCUUAAUGUAAGAAAAUGAUGGCAUUUAAAAAUCUGUGAAUUGUGCUAGAAUCAAUGUGAUGGUACUGUGGUUGAAAGAAUAUUCUGAAUGAAUUGUAUCCAAAGUGGUCAUUUAUUAAAAAAAUGUCUUAAGUUAAUAUUUUUGGAUAAAAUCUGUCCACAUCAGGCUCUGUAAAAUAAAUUAAGCCAGAUUUCACGUAUCUCCCCUUAGCCUUGUUUUCAUAAUGAUUUUGCCCUCUCAUCUCCAACCCAGUUCACAUCAUCUGUAUUUGGAUACUGCAUUGUAAGCCAAGUUAUAACCAAAUCCUCAUUCUUGUACCCUUUGUAUAGCCAAGAUAAGUUUACUGUAUAGUCUAUGCAGGAAUAUUGUCCAAUAUUCCUGCAUAGACUAGUCAGUUUACCUAGGAUGACCUCAAAAUCAUAUUUUCAAUGAACACACAUAUUGCUUGAACACUCCUAUUACUUUAUUAUGUGAAAAGUUUUUUUUUAUGUCUGUGCACUUUUAAUAUAUAUGACAUAAUGGAUAAGCUCUACAGUCUCACACAUAUUCUCUCAAUCCAUUGGACAUAACUGGAAAUAAAAUCUAGCAUUAAAACUGAAUUUUGUGUGAUUUUCCCUUACUCAUCCGUGUAAUUCAAAUAAGCAGUUUCCUCCACUGCCCCUAAUAAUUGUCAAUCCCACAAUCUGUGAACAUAUAAUGUAGUAUCCACAUUUACUAGUGAAUUAACUUUAUUUGGUUUUCAAUUUCCCUGAAUGUUGAGAACUAUGGAAACUGUGUUUCCCAAUGUUCCUUCAAUUCAUUGGACAUUGCUCCACAUAUUGUAACAGCUUUUAAAACCCUGCUGUGCUAUCCACAAUAAGCUGAGCAGAGAUGAUAGAGAAAGAGAAAGCUAUAGAACUGUAUUUGGAGGAACUACUGUAUAUUCUAGCCCUUUUCAGUAUACAAUCCCUGUUUGGUCAAUUUUUUUUCAGCAUUAAUGCCACUGUUUGCCACAUUAUUGUAAAAUAGUUUUGGCUAAUGUCCCUUUAUAUUCUGGUGCAUAUUAGGAAAGGAUAACACAAUUACCUAAUAAUAAUCAUGCUUUGAUAGUUAUCAUUUGCCUGGAUAGGCAAACAGGAAAUUUUCAUGAUAACUUUUGAAGUUCACUAUUUAUUUGCAAAGAUUUAAAAUUGUUAUGGAACAAACUAAACCAUAUUAUAUUACAGAGGCACAAAAUAUUGGCAAUCACCUGAAGGUCAUAAGAAUCUAAUAGCUUUAUUCUAUCUAGUAUUUAAAAUAACACUUCCAUGAUAUCCUUGUUCAAACUCUCUGGAAUGGAAUUUGGCCCUAAACAUGUUUACUAUACCCAAGCACAAAGAACUGAAUGAAUUUUAUGUUGAUGUAGCUGACUCAAAUAAAACUAGUGUAACUUAGUAAAGAAAUUCAAGAUGAAGAGAUUCACAAGAGAAAUGUUGUUUAUGGGAAAAGGUUAAGGCAUGUAUGUCUUCAGAUAAAUCAUUUAAGUUGUGUAAACAGAACCAUAGCUUUUACCUUAAUAAUAAUAGGGAAGGGCUGAGUUCAUGGGUUCUGGGCAAAAGGGGAUGAAGAAGAUGCUUUCCAGUGUUAAAAGUAUGUAUCAAAGCAGGUCAGGGGAUGUACAUUUUCACAAAUCCUUUGUUCUGAAAACAGCUACUGUAAAUAUAAAGUUCAAAGAAAAUAUAUUAAAUUGUGUUUACGGGC